UUGUCAGUGAAGCGGCCGCUCAGAGGUAAUGAUGGCGUCUUCUACUGCUUGUUGCUCAGCACGCUGGUUCACAGUGGCCGUGUUCUCAUGUCAUCGGCGGAGUUGUUCCGCUCUUACCUUAUGUCCCAAUGGAAGCAGUCGACCUGUCUCCAAAUUCGGGAUUCGAAGGUUCUGGGCCGGAGGUGGCACGAUGCUCGGAGGAGCGCAGAAAGCCGUGACAUUGAGAGGGCUUUCAGUUGGGAGUUCUCUUCAUGUCAUUUCCAAGCUGUCUUUCCACACUAGUGCUCCUGCCAGUAAUAAACAGGACUUCUACCAGAUCCUUGGUGUGCCACGCACAGCUUCCCAAAAAGAAAUUAAGAAAGCCUAUUACCAAAUGGCAAAGAAGUAUCAUCCAGACACAAACAAAGAUGACCCUCAGGCCAAAGAGAAGUUUGCACAGCUGGCUGAAGCCUAUGAGGUUCUCAUUGAUGAAGUGAAGAGGAGGCAAUAUGACACAUAUGGGUCAGCAGGGUUUGAGGCAGGCCAGGCAGGAGCUGGAGCCGGUCAGCAUUACUGGAGUGGAGGGGCCAGUGUGGACCCAGAAGAGCUCUUUCGCAAAAUCUUUGGGGAGUUUUCUGGUGGUCAAGGCUUUGGGGACUUCAGCAGCAUCUUUGGUCAGCCUCAGGAGUUUGUCAUGGAGCUGACUUUCACCCAGGCUGCCAAAGGUGUGAAUAAGGAAAUUACAGUCAACAUUGAUGGCACCUGCCAGCGUUGUGAUGGGAAAGGCCAUGAGCCUGGCUCCAAGAUCCAGCACUGCCACCAGUGCAAUGGGACUGGAAUGGAGACCGUGAACACGGGACCCUUUGUAAUGCGCUCUACCUGCCGCCGGUGUGGUGGCCGCGGCUCAGUAAUCACCUCACCCUGUGUGGCAUGUCGUGGGACAGGCCAGACCAAGCAGAGACGCACUGUUGUGGUACCUGUGCCUGCUGGUAUUGAGGAUGGACAGACUGUUAGGAUGCCAGUGGGAAAUAAAGAAAUCUUCAUUACGUUUAGGGUCCAGAAAAGUCCUGUGUUUAGGAGAGAAGGGGCAGAUAUCCAUUCAGAUGUUUCAAUCUCUGUGGCUCAGGCUAUGCUGGGAGGGACAGUCAGAGCACAAGGACUCUAUGAAACUAUCAACCUUGCUAUCCCAGCUGGUGUUCAGGCAGACCAGAGAAUUAGGCUUUCUGGAAAGGGAAUACCACGAGUCAGUGGCUAUGGUUAUGGGGAUCAUUACAUCCACGUUAAGAUUCGAGUCCCCAAAAUGCUGACUGAUAGACAGCGUGCCCUUAUUAUGAGCUAUGCAGAAGAUGAAUCAGAUGUGGAAGGGACUGUUAAUGGUGUUACCACUACUACUACAGGUAAAAGAUAUACAGGAAACUAGGAGAACAGGAGACCAAGUGUACUUGGUGAAGAGGAUCCAGGACAGUUGCAACAGAAUGGCUAAUCAAGAGAGUGUGUGGUGAGGCUGGCUACCACAUUGACCUCAUGAUUUUUCCCAGCCAUAGAUAGCACAGCAGGUGUGUGUACACUGUUUAAUGACAGGACUGUUGGCUUCUCAGACCCCUGGGAGAGGAUGAUGUUAUAAAAGGCCUAUAAAAGUUAUAGUAACCUUUAUCUGACUAGCUAGAUAUGCAGUAUCUUCUAGUCUGCAGUAAUUGUGAAACGAUUUCAGCUGGCCUCUUGAGAAAUUCUUGGAACCCUUAAACAAGAAAUAUCUCAUAAAUGACCUGGCUUCAUGCUGAAUUAAUAGUUUCUUUUAAAAUGAUUUUGUUCAUUGUGUGCCCUGUUAAUAGAACCUUCGUUUUAAAAAAAUAUGUACUUGUCCUUUUUCCCCUAACAAAAUGUGCCAAUUCUAGACAAUGUUUUCAUCUAUACUCCCAACAUGUCUUGGACAAAGAGUGCAUGGUGGCCGCCGGGUUGUAUUCAGGUGUAACAAUACUAAAUUUCCAUAAAGAGAUUCUGUAUGUUUAAGUUCCUGAGAGUGCCCUGUCAUUUUCAGACCUCAGAUCAUACUGAAAAGAAGGUGGAAUAACCUCCAUUCUGCCUCACAAGCUCUGUAAAAUAGCAGUCAUUAUUUAAAGCUUUCAGUGUGUCACUGUUUAGAUAUCAGUGAUAAAAUUCAACAUGUAUGGCAGGUGUAUAUUAAUACUGUUUCAGAAAAAUUUGCAGAUUUAGAAUAAAACAGGAACACAGAGUAGCAUUGAUUCAGUUAAAUCAUGAUUUUAUUCUUCACAAACUCAACUCUUGGUAGUUAAAAUGAAGUUUUGGAAGGACAUGCCUAAAAUUACAUGUUUUAUUAGUAGAGACCCUUGUCAGCAAUAACAGUUACUUAUCCGGCUAUUAAUGUUAACUGUUCCAUUACGUUGUGGUCUUCAUUACAAUGUCAGUGCAAUAUGUAGGAAUGAAUUAAAGAACAACUGGUCUAUUGCUUCUGGAAGCUGCUGUCAGCAUGUCGCCCUGUGUUGUAAUAAAACUAUGUGGAUGUUUGA
Messenger RNA from Pygocentrus nattereri (red-bellied piranha), 2507 nucleotides. RefSeq names its product DnaJ heat shock protein family (Hsp40) member A3a (gene dnaja3a). The coding region runs from base 29 to 1399 and encodes 456 amino acids. The transcript has 11 exons. Gene Ontology annotation, biological process: mitochondrion organization; response to heat; negative regulation of apoptotic process. The record is from RefSeq and is a predicted model, not a curated record. Gene Ontology annotation, cellular component: mitochondrion. Gene Ontology annotation, molecular function: heat shock protein binding; ATP binding; protein kinase binding. NCBI's taxonomy places the organism in Eukaryota, Metazoa, Chordata, Actinopteri, Characiformes, Serrasalmidae.